UCCGCUAUGCUUGAAAUAUCAGACGUCAUGGGAGGAUGAGGAGUCCGUGUUUAAAUCGUACAUGUCCUUGGUAUCUUUGAAAUGCAACAUGGUCGUAAUUAACAUACCUUCGUGAACGAAUAAUAUGCAGGACGCCCAUCACGGCGCUCGAAGUUUCGUAUAUAAAAGGUCUCCGAUCAGAUAUAUGUCAUCUUAGGUCCUGCCAUCCGUGGACCUUGCAGACGAACAUGUUUUCCAUACUUCUGUUCACCAUACUGGCUGUCUCCUCUGCAUGGCUUUGGCUUCGCUUAAGAAAAGUUGGGACAAGGGAGCUCGAGCUUCCUCCUGGUCCCCCGACGCUCCCCCUCCUUGGGAAUAUUCUCGAGCUUCCUACCGCGAAGGCAUAUUUAAAAUUCGCCGAAUGGGCCAAGACAUAUGGCGAUAUCUUUUCGCUCAAGGUUGGUCCGGCGACUAUCGUGGUGCUGUCAAGUCCCAAGGCUGUCCGAGAAUGUCUUGAUUUACAUGGCACUACUACCUCCUCCCGACCCUUCUUUUAUGUCAAUGAACUCAUUUCAAACAAUUGCGAGAUUGCCUUCAUGGAAUACGGUUCAAGAUGGAGAAACUGGCGUCGCGCAGUUCACGACAUACUCUCUCCCGAUGCCUGCGCGAAGCACCAACCGAUCCAGCGUGCUGAAGCAAGCAAGCUCAUGUAUGACUUGCUGGAAAACCCUAAGCAAUUCUAUACUCAUAUCUACCGCUAUUCCGCAUCGGUCAUCUUCUCGGUCGUUUACGGCAUACAUUGUCCGGAAUUCUCGAACACCUUCAUUCAAGAAUUCUUCGAUGUCACGCGUCAAUUUGAUAGUGUACUCAAGCCUGGGUUCGCUCCACCGGUCGAAUUGUUCCCCGCGCUAAGGAACAUCCCUGAACGAUGGGCGCCAUGGAAGAGGACUUGCAAAGCCAUUCGAACGCAACAGCGAAAACUCUUCUUUGGACUUCUAGAUAUAUUUACCGAAGGUCUGAAUAACGGCAAGCGUAACGGUUGCUUCAUGGAACAUGUCGUGGACCAUCAGGAUGCUUAUGACUUCGACCGAGAAUUUCUUGGAUACUUUGGCGGUGGAAUGCUGGAGGCUGGUACGGACACCACCUCUGUAUUCUUACAAUCCUUCUUGGGUUGCAUGCUGGCAUGUCCUGAUGUACAAGCACGCGCGCAAGCCGAGAUCGACCACAUUGUUGGACCUGACAGAACGCCAGAACUAGACGAUAUUGAGAAUUUACCUUAUCUACAGGCGAUUAUCAAAGAGGUACAUCGCUAUUGUCCUGUGACACCGAUGGCCAUACCACACGCAUCCCUGGCUGACGAACGAGUUGGUCAUUAUUUGAUUCCUAAGGGCGCCACCAUUUUCAUGAAUCUGUGGGCCCUGGGUCGGCAUGAGGACUACUUCGACAAUCCGAACGAAUUUAAUCCAGAUCGGUACAUGCGUUCAGAGUUCGGCACAAAACCUGGUGUUGACAUUGAGGCUUUGCGACCCGAUUUCGCCUUCGGCGCUGGAAGACGCCUAUGCCCUGGAAGACAUUUCGCAAGCGCUUCUAUUCAUCUCAAUACCAUGAACCUUCUCUGGGCGUUCAGCUUCAUGCCUACCAAAGAUCCCAUCACAGGGAAACCCAAAGUCCUGGAUUUGAACGAUAGUGACGAUGGGUUGUUUCUGAAGCUCAAGCCCUUCGAGUGCGAGAUUGUACCGCGAAGUGCGAAAAGAGCUGAAAUGAUACGGGCUCAAUUUGCAGCUGCGAAGUCUACGUUCGACUUGUUCGACCGUCCGGCCUCAAUCACGACGGCCACUGACACAAGAGCAUGAACUCAGAUGUCUGAUUGCAAGUAUUGCAAUUCUUCAAUAUCUGUUUCUCCCUAUAUAUGAUUUAUCAAUCAUGUAUGAUCGCCUUUGCACCGACAGGGUUUAUAGUAUUACACAUGUAGCGUGACAAAGGCUGGUGUAUUUCUGCGAGAAUGUACAAAUGUUCAGCUCGAAUUUGGCUUAGUCCGUCUGACAUCCAAUGGCUGAUUGUGCGAGGCUCCAAACAAGGCUGGCUGAUUGAUCGAACCCAUACAUUGGGUUGGUUUGACCUAAGUCUCGUUAUUGAGUCUCUA
Messenger RNA from Somion occarium, 2122 nucleotides. The record is from the annotation of a GenBank genome assembly. NCBI's taxonomy places the organism in Eukaryota, Fungi, Basidiomycota, Agaricomycetes, Polyporales, Cerrenaceae.